UUCCUUGCUUGCUGUUAUGUUCUCAGAGAGGCCAAAUCCAUUUUUUUGGGGGGAGAGCGCCAGCAAACACGUCUCUAGACACACGCCCGAUGGAUAUCGGCCAUUCUCCGGCGAAGGCACUUGUUGUCGAGCGUAUUAUUUCCACUCCCGACUUGACCGACUUUUUUCUUCUUCUUGAGCUUCAAUCUUCGCAACAUGGUAACAUUCUGUGAUCGAUUUAAUUCAGAGCUUUUUCGACAUGACAACAUACGCUCUAGCUCAGUGCUCUUGGGAUGACCCGGAGAUAAUCACUAUAUCCUCAUAUGAUGAUCAACUUAUUGGUACUUUCCCGCUAAACUUUAUCAAACGAGGCGGACUGAACACUUUGGGCAUUUGUUUCGGAUAUCGUCCAUCAGUUAUUAGUGGAUAUCGUUGGAGGCGGUGUUAUCAGGGAAAAAAACGGAAACCCAGUGGUACUGCAAGAAGCACCAUACGCCGGGGAUUUUGUGUUCGUGCCUCAUCAUGAAAGAACCAGCAUCUCCUUUGCACGUGGGCCCGAAUAUUUUGAUAAGGACAUUGCUCCCAACCCAGAUGGGAGCCAGUCUCCCCACCACGCAGACUUGGAGAGGUUCGCAGGCCUGCGGAGGGGAUUCCGCGUAGCUUUGGUCGCUCGGGAUUUCUCCUGCUUGGUCACCGAUGCGCCCUAUGAAAAAUGCACCCCAUGUCAUAUAAUACCUCCGAGUCGACCCGACGUAUACCGCGACAUCCUCUCAAUUACGUACCCUCCUCCAAUGUUCGAUGUCUCGGCCGGCCUUCUUCUGCGGGAUGAUAUUCAUCACGCCUUUAACCGCCUUGAGCUAUCUCUUUACUUCCACGACGGCAUCUAUUAUCUACAUUGCUUUAUCCUGGGACUUGAAGCGGCGCGCGAGCUGCAUGGCAAAGUGCUCAGGUUCGACCACUUUCGUGGCAAAGAACCAGACAAGCCCGAUCCGAGGUUUCUUCGAUGGCAUUAUAACCAAUGCGUCAAGGCUCGUAUCAGGGGUUUUGCUGUUGGGAUGGAGCCACCAAGCACUAGUUCAGCAAUUUAGACAAACACAUCUUCAUAAAGCUCAGUAUCCAAAAGAGCAUGUUUUGGCCGAGGAGCUCACUUAUUAAGGUUUCUUUGCGGAGGCUCUUCUGAUCGGCUCUACAAAAUCGGCGGGGAAACGUGGUCUACUCUUCUGGAGAAAUGUGUGGGAUGACAGAAAGAGGUAGUAGCCUGUCUACCGGCCGCUAGUAUCCCUUGCGGUAGACAGGCAUAUAUUACUGGCUACAUACUGUCUCUCACUCAUAUCUUGACUGGUCGAGGAUGAAUUUGACUGAGAGGACAAACAAUAAUAAUGACAGAGAUAUUUCAGGUUACUUUUCCUGAUCGGCCAACAAUAGUAGAGACUCGGUUUUCUACGUAUCUGCAGGCAAGAUCUUCUAAA
This is a messenger RNA of Cryptococcus deneoformans JEC21, 1448 nucleotides long. RefSeq lists its product as hypothetical. The coding region runs from base 778 to 1134 and encodes 118 amino acids. The transcript has 5 exons. The record is from RefSeq and is a predicted model, not a curated record. NCBI's taxonomy places the organism in Eukaryota, Fungi, Basidiomycota, Tremellomycetes, Tremellales, Cryptococcaceae.